CUCUUCAACGUCGUCGCUCACUUUUUCUCCUCCGCUCUUUUAUCAAUACAAGAUGCCAUAAUUUGCUUGUUCUCUUUGGAUUGCUUUUUAGUCUUGUCAGUUAAGAUCGUGUAGUACCAUCACACUCACUCUUCCACUAGAUAUUUAAAUUAAUUAUCCCCCGUCCAAGGCUCAAUCAUUGCCGACGCGUACGAACACAAUCAAUAAUUGCCCCAUCUAGCCAACAGCCAGAUAUACCGAUUCAGCACCGACCAACAUUGAUCAUCACCGCCAAGGUACCUAAUUCAACCGGCUCGACUCGCUAGAGAUCGCCGGUUAACACGCUUAUUCAUAUUUAUGCACUAAUAAUCCCAUACACAUGCGAUAAAAGUUGGAAAUCGAAGAGAGUCUUCAGGACUCUAAACAUCGUCACUGCUAGUUACCCAACUAGGCAAACAGAAACAGAUACCCCGAGUUAAUUAGACCAUCAAACGACAUUAUGGCAUCCUCCUACGCUCUACCGCAACCCCCUUUACCGCACAGCCAUAGUCAUUCUCACUCCCACUCCCACUCCCACUCUCAUUCUCCCUCGUCCUUCGGCCACUCGAGAUCGACUCGUUCCUUGCAGGCCUAUCCUCAGGGCCAAGGUCUUAGAGCCGACUUCAACCAUAGCCAUAACCAUAGCCAUGACCAUGACCAUGACCAUGACCAUAAUCAUGACCACGAACACGAGCACGACCAUGAUCAUAACCACGACCACCUCGACCUUGAUGCUCAGGUACAGGCCCGGCAGAAUAUGACACAGUAUCGAGCAAACUCGCUCGUACCACUACAAAGACGGGAAAAUCGACCGUCACCCCUGAGACAAAAUGCUGAGGAACUGCCUAGUCCACAGAAGAAUGACGUGAUAGACGCGCCAAAGACCCCAAAUUAUAGAGCACCUACCGCUACUGUUAUACACGACCAUGCCCAUGGUGGCCACGAAGCAACUUACUCAAAAUUCACGGCUUUGUUGCUUCCCUUUACCUCGAAGUGGCCCCUGAUCCACGCCAUCAUGACCGAAAAAGAUUCCCGCCGAAUUUUCUAUUUUAUGGGGGUCAAUUUCACGUUUAUGGGCGUCCAGGCCGUUUAUGGGUAUCUGACCGACUCCCUGGGACUUCUCAGUGACAGCAUACACAUGUUUUUCGACUGUGUGGCUUUGGCAGUGGGACUUUUUGCGUCGGUCAUGAGUAAAUGGCCUCCUAGCGAGAGGUUCCCCUACGGUUUCGGGAAGAUCGAGACACUGAGCGGGUUUGCGAACGGUGUCUUCUUAAUACUCAUUAGUCUCGAAAUCAUGUUUGAAGGAUUUGAGAGACUACUAGAGGGCCGAGAAACCAAGAGACUUAGAGAGCUCUUCAUUGUUAGUACCUUAGGACUGGUGGUCAAUCUGUUAGGCAUCUUUGCCUUCGGUUCUCACGGUCAUAGCCAUGGCCAUUCGCACGACCAUGGACAUUCUCAUGGCCAUAGCCACAGUCAUAGCAAUGAUCAUGAUCACGACUGUAAAUCGCACCACGAGCAUAAUCACGGCCACAGCCAUAGCCACAGCCACGGUCAUGGACAUGAUCACUCUCACAGCCACGAGAACGAAAACAUGCACGGAAUCUAUUUGCAUAUUCUCGCGGACACUCUUGGAAGUGCCUCAGUAAUCGUAUCGACCGUUUUGACCUACCUCCUUCCAUGGUCUGGUUGGGAUCCUUUAGCGUCCUUCUUAAUUGCGUACUUGAUCCUCAUUACGGCGAUUCCCUUGGUAAAAUCAUCGGCUCAGCGCUUACUACUAACAAUCCCAGCGGAUACCGAGUACAAUCUUCGAAAUACGCUAUCUGAGAUCAUAAGUCAGCGAGGCGUUGCCUCGUAUUCCGUACCGAAAUUCUGGGUGGACGACGGCGCAAGCAGCGAGUCGGGAGGUAGGCUCUUGGGAGUGAUUCACGUAGCCGCAGUUCGAGGUGCGGACUUGGAUGAUGUUCGGGAUAGGGUUCAGAGUUACCUUAGUAAACAUGGGAUUGACCUCACGAUACAAAUGGAGAGAGAAGGGGACGCAACGUGUUGGUGCGGAAUGGGUCGGGUUAAUGCUAUAGCAUCUAAGGGGCUAGGUGGGUACUGAGGCGCUAUAAUGGUUCAGUACUGGUAAUGGUUGGUACUAGUGUAGGGGCGUUCUGUCUUGCUUGAGCUGCCCAUGAACUGGGGUAGAUGCGGAGUAUUGUGGGCAAGCUUGUUCCCUUUCCCCGGAGUUGCGCAUUGCGGCGUUCGACGAUGGGUGAUAUAUUUUUGUUGGACAGCGCGGGUGUGGGUUGGAGACUCCCAAGUCGAUAGGGAGGUCGAAAAUAAAAAGCGGAGUAGAGGAAAAUAAGGAACGAGUAUACCCCAUUAUAUGUUCAUCUUAACGCUGCUCUGGACGUUCUGUAUAUACUUUCCGGAUACAUAGUGGGUAUCUAGGUAUAGUCUAUAUUGUGUCUUGGUGAACUAUGUAUUUAC
Daldinia vernicosa is the source of this 2490-nucleotide messenger RNA. Its product is annotated as cation efflux protein. Gene Ontology annotation, biological process: zinc ion transport; transmembrane transport; intracellular zinc ion homeostasis. The transcript is spliced from 3 exons. Bases 479 to 2119 code for a protein of 546 amino acids. Gene Ontology annotation, molecular function: zinc ion transmembrane transporter activity. Gene Ontology annotation, cellular component: membrane; Golgi apparatus. The record is from RefSeq and is a predicted model, not a curated record. Lineage: Eukaryota; Fungi; Ascomycota; Sordariomycetes; Xylariales; Hypoxylaceae.